AGGCAAUUAGUUUUUUAAGGGAUCAUUUUACCCUAAAAAAACUGAGUAAAGAGUUAACUGAUCAUUUUUUUCAUACCAUCUUCCCCAGUUCUUCGUCUUCUUCCUCAUAACAACGGCAAUCUCCGGUGAUGAUUAGGUUGGCGGCGGCCGCCACUUCUGCCAUCAAGCCGCCGAAUCCACAUUCCUUCCUCUCAGGUCAGCCAUGUUUACCUUCGGUUUGCAUCAAACCUUUGUCGUUUUCGAUCGCUUCCUCGCCUCUCUCAAUCCCAGAGGAAUCUGCUGCACAUACGGAGAUCUCUUCUCAACUCUUCUCGCUUUUAUCCCUCCCAAAUUGGCAGAAGAACGCUUCUCUCAGGAGGCUGUUACCUUCCCUGUCCCCUUCUCAUGUCUCCUCUCUGUUCUCCCGAAACCCGUCUCUCGAUCCCCACACUGCCAUCUCCUUCUUCGAUUAUCUCUCCAGUGUUCCCUCAUUCAAGCUCGAUAUGCAGUGCUAUUUGUCGCUCUUGCACAUUCUGAUUCCCCGUAAGAUGUUCCAGGCAGCGGAUAGAAUACGCGUUUUGAUGAUUAAAUCAUGUGAAAGCGCGGAUGAAACGAAAAAUGUGGUUAAUUUGUUUCUAGGAAUGCAUAAUACUGAUGAUCAUGGUGGUGGGAGUGGUUUAAGAUUUGAAUUUAAGCUCAAUGUUAGGUCUUGUAACACGAUGCUAAUGUCUUUGUCGAGGUUUAUGUUGAUUGAGGACAUGAAAUCCUUGUAUCUUGAGAUGAUAAGGCGUAAGAUUUCACCCAAUAUUUACACAUUCAAUACUAUUAUACACGCUUGCUGUAAACUGGGCAAUGUAACUGAAGCUGAGAUGUAUUUGAGCAAGAUCUGUCAAACUGGGUUGAGUCCUGACGCUCAUACAUACACCUCAUUCAUCUUGGGUCAUUGCAGGAAAAUGGAUAUAACUAGUGCACGUAAAGUGUUCGAUGAAAUGCCUAAAAGGCUUUGUCAGAGGAGUCACGUCUCCUAUAAUGUUCUGAUGCACGGGUUGUGUGAAGCAGGGAAGGUUGAUGAGGCAGUGGAGUUAUUUUCCCAAAUGGGGAGUGAUCAUUGUUGUCCAAAUGUCCAUAGUUAUACAAUUUUGAUCGAUGCAUUGUGCGAUCUGAAUAGGGAAAUGGAGGCAUUGAAUCUGUUUGAUAAAAUGGUGGGGAAAGGUUGCCACCCGAAUGUGCACACUUACACAGUUCUCAUUAACGGGAUGUGUAAAGACAAGAAGCUUGCUGAAGCAAGAAGGUUAUUAGAUUCGAUGAGGGAAAGAGGUCAGGCUCCAAAUGUUGUAACGUACAAUGCUAUGAUUGAUGGGUACUGUAAAGUGCAAAACAUGAAUUCUGCAAUGGAGAUAUUCAACUUGAUGGAGUUAAAUAAAUGUAAGCCAAAUGUACGCACAUAUAAUGAGUUGAUUUCUGGAUUUUGUGGUGUGAGAAUGGUGCACAAAGCAAUGGGAGUACUUGAUAAAAUGCUUGAACAGAAUCUAUCUCCAUCUGUUGUCACAUUCAAUUUGUUGGUCCGUGGACAAUGUGGUGAGGGUCAUAUAAACAGUGCUCUCAGACUGCUUACGUUGAUGGGUGAGAGUGGUGUGGCUCCUGAUGAGUGGACCUAUGGUUCUGUCAUCGACGCAUUAUGUGAAAAAGGCUGCCUUGAACAUGCUCAUUCUAUAUUUGACUCUUUGAAGGAGAAGGGCAUAAAGGCAAAUGAAGUCAUAUACACCACUUUGAUAGAUGGUUAUUGCAGAAUAGAGAAUCUUGAUGCUGCGGUAACAUUGUUCAAAAGGAUGCUUGAUGAACAGUUAUUUCCAAAUUCAUGCACCUAUAAUGUAAUACUUGCCGGUUUAUGCCAAAACAAUAAGCUCAAGGAAGCCACUCAUUUAUUGGAAAGAAUGGAAGAAAGAGGGGUAAAACCCACAGUAGUUACUUACAGUAUUCUGAUAGAGAAGUUGCUAAAAAAUAAUGAUUAUGGCCGUGCUUCUGAGGUACUUAGUUUAAUGGUGUCCUCAGGGACUAAACCCGAUGUUUGCACUUACACUUCAUUUCUUGUGGCAUACUGCAACCAAGGGAAGUUGGAAGAAGCUGAAAAAUUGAUGGCAAAAAUGAUAAAGGAUGCGAUUAAGCCAGAUUUGAUGACCUAUACAGCAUUGAUGGAUGGAGAAGGGCGCCUUGAAGAAGCUUGGAUGCUUGUCGAUCAUAUGAAAAACUGUGGAAUGUCUCCUGGUGAAGAUAUCUAUAACACACUGAUAAAAUGUUGCUGCAAGUCAAAAAGGCAUGAUGCUGCAGCAAAGUUGGUUGAUACAAUGAUUAGUCAUGGGUUUUUACCCCAUUUGGAAGCUUACAAUUUCCUUAUUUGUGGGCUUUAUGGAGAAGGAAGUAAUGAGAAGGCUAAGGAAGCCUUCUUGAAGCUUCUUAGCUGUGGUUAUAAUAAUGAUGAAGUUGCAUGGAAACUGUUAAUUGAUGGCUUACUUAAGAGGGGGCUCUCUGAUGAGUGCUCUGAGCUUUUAGGUGUCAUGGAAAAAAACGUCAAGAAAUCUUGUCCAACUGGCUCCACCUUCUGGCCCAAGGCUGAAAGUAUGUCUGAGGAGGCGGACCCUGUAAAAAGUGGUUCAGUGGGAGCCGAACUGUCUGAAGACUUAGACUGGGAUGAGCUUGGCAAUGAUUUGUAUGCAAUUCCCAAUACCAUGCCAUUACAUUUCAGCACUCCUGUCCACAAGGCCCCACCUUCUAGUAAAGCUGAUGAAGAAAGCAAGAUUAAAGCUCACACCUGGUUUAGAUUGGCAGCAACAACCUGCGGACGGCUUCGGUGCUGGAAGAGGUUAUGUGCGUUGUCCAGGUGGGAAAAUGGUGGGCGGGCGUGGCUUCGGUGAUUCUCUUUACCUCUUGUUUCAAAAUAUGGCAUAUAGUUGUGUCAUUCUUUUGAGUCACAUACUCUUGUUUGUUCUACUCCCUCCGUUCCAAUUUAAAUCAUUUGUUUCGGUUUACGAUGUUGCUGAAGCUAUUUUCAAUACAAUUCAUUUAAGAAUUGAGGCGAAAUUAAAAAAAUAAAAUUUACAUAUUAAAAAACUACUUCAAAA
Messenger RNA from Cuscuta campestris, 3098 nucleotides. NCBI's taxonomy places the organism in Eukaryota, Viridiplantae, Streptophyta, Magnoliopsida, Solanales, Convolvulaceae. The record is from the annotation of a GenBank genome assembly.